AUGGCAGUUUUAGUGGGGAGCUACACAAUACCCUUACUUGGAAUCACAGUCAUUAUUGCUACACUGACUUACAUCUCUUACAAGAUGCUGCAUGAUUACCUGCACAAAUGGUUUACAAUGAAGCCCAUUCCUGAGGUGGACAGAACAUAUCCCAUCGUUGGAAACGCUCUACAGUUCAAAACUAACCCAGGAGAAUUUUUUCGUCAAAUCCACGAUUUCACUCAGCAGUUCUGGAAUGAACCACUGCUGAAGAUCUGGGUCGGACCUCUGCCGUUUGUGGUCCUGUUUCAUGCUGAAACUGUUGAGGCACUUGUGGGCAGCUCAGUUCACAUUGAAAAGGGUGAAUCGUAUAGAUUCCUCCAUCCUUGGCUUGGAACUGGGCUGCUGACCAGCACUGGGCAGAAGUGGCGUCAGCGGAGGAAGAUGCUGACGCCCACCUUCCACUUCUCCAUCCUGACGGAGUUCUUGGAGGUGAUGAACGAGCAGGCGGAGAUCCUGGUGGAGAGGCUGGAGAAGCAGGCCGGGAAGGGUCCUUUCAACUGCUUCAGUCACAUCACGCUCUGUGCGCUGGACAUUAUAUGUGAGACUGCGAUGGGAAAGAAAGUUUACGCACAGAGCAAUUCUGACUCAGAAUAUGUGAAGAGUGUCUACAAGAUGAGUGAUAUCGUCAGCCGAAGACAGAGGACGCCUUGGUUUUGGCCGCAGCUCGUAUACUACACCUUCGGCGAGGGCCGGGAGCAUGACAGGACUCUGAAGGUCCUCCACUCCUUCACAUCCAAAGUGAUACGUGAAAGGGCACAAGUCAUGUCCAACACUGAAACAGACAGUGAAAACGAACAGGGUCAAAAUAAGCGAAAGGCGUUUCUGGACAUGCUUCUGAAGACCACCGAUGAAAACGGAAACCCCAUGAGUCACCAGGACAUCCAGGAGGAAGUGGACACCUUCAUGUUCGAGGGUCACGACACCACGGCCGCCGGGAUGAACUGGGCCUUACAUCUGAUUGGCUCCCACCCCGAGGUGCACCGCAAAGUUCAGCAAGAGCUGCAGGAGGUGUUUGGUUCAUCCUACCGGUCCAUCAGUACAGACGACCUGAAGAAGCUGAAAUACCUGGAGUGUGUGAUUAAGGAGUCCCUGCGACUGUUUCCCUCUGUGCCUUUCUUUGCUCGCACCCUCUGCGAGGACUGCCACAUCAAUGGUUUCAAGGUUCCCAAAGGUGCCAAUGGAAUCAUAGUGACCUAUGCCCUUCACCGCGACCCGCGGUUCUUCCCUGAGCCCGAGGAAUUCCGGCCUGAGCGCUUUCUGCCUGAGAAUUCAGUGGGAAGACCCCCGUAUGCGUACAUUCCCUUCUCAGCUGGACUCCGCAACUGCAUAGGUCAGCGUUUUGCACUGAUGGAGGAGAAAGUGGUUUUGGCUUCCAUUCUGCGCAACUUUAACAUUGAAGCUUGUCAAAAACGUGAAGAGCUUAAUCCAGUCGGAGACCUCAUCCUCCGACCGGAGAAGGGCAUCUGGAUCAAAGUGGAAAAAAGAGCCGACAGGGACUCAAAAUAA
Messenger RNA from Salarias fasciatus (jewelled blenny), 1548 nucleotides. It is a transcript of the gene cyp4v2a, whose product is annotated as cytochrome P450, family 4, subfamily V, member 2a. Gene Ontology annotation, molecular function: heme binding; monooxygenase activity; oxidoreductase activity, acting on paired donors, with incorporation or reduction of molecular oxygen. The coding region runs from base 1 to 1548 and encodes 515 amino acids. The record is from RefSeq and is a predicted model, not a curated record. Lineage: Eukaryota; Metazoa; Chordata; Actinopteri; Blenniiformes; Blenniidae. The transcript is spliced from 11 exons.